CCGAGUAAACAAGUCGCGACCGACCAAUCGGCGCUUUCAUUUCCCUUCUUUUUUCCACAUUCCUCUACUUUUCUUUAUGAAUCUUCCGCUGCUUUCCUUUCAAGAACUCUCUGUAUCUCUGCAAAUCCUUCCUCCCUCUUACUCUUUUCUUUAACAACCAUCAAAACCUUCUUCUUCUUCAUCUUCUUCUUUGUCAUGGCCUCAUCCAUGUCUUUAACCACUUUUACAGUUUCUCUUCUUCCUCACUCCCCCUUUAAUUAUCAUUGCUCUCCAUUUCUUCCUCUGUUUCCUGCAACUUCUAUGCCCAAACGAAAUCGUUUGUGCUUCUCCCAGCGUUUUUCUGCACCCCACCGGCUUCCUGUUUCUGCGUUAUCAACCGUAACCAACAACGGCUCGGCGAGAACUGGGACAUAUACAGUUGGUGAUUUUAUGACAAGGAAGGAGGAUUUGCAUGUAGUGAAAACUAGCACAACUGUUGAUGAGGCAUUAGAGGCUCUGGUGGAGAAGAAAAUUUCUGGCUUUCCAGUGGUUGAUGAUGAUUGGACAUUGGUUGGCGUUGUUUCAGAUUAUGACUUGUUAGCACUCAACUCCAUUUCAGGUGGCAGUCAGGGUGGAGCAAACUUGUUUCCCAAUGCUGAUAGUUCUUGGACAACAUUCAAUCAGAUGCAGAAGCUGCUUACUAAGAACAAUGGUAGAAUUGUUGGUGAUCUGAUGACACCUGCCCCGCUUGUUGUGAAUGAAACCACCAAUCUUGAGGAUGCUGCUAGGUUGUUGCUUGACACAAAGUAUCAUAGACUUCCAGUGGUAGAUGGUGAUGGCAAGCUGGUUGGAAUUAUUACAAGGGAAAAUGUUGUUAGAGCUGCCCUGCAGAUAAAAUGUGCUGGCGAAAGCUCAAGAUGAAAUUUUGCAUUGUGAUAAAUGUUGGAAUUCUUCAUUUCUAUAUGGGGGUUCUGUAGUCUUACAUUGAAGAGGAAGUGAUCAAUCAAAUCUUCUGCACUAAGAGCCUCUCUGCUGUGCAUCUUUUUCACCAAUAUUCACUUGUAAGUUCUAGUAAAGUGUUAUACAUAGGCUUGGCAAAAUUUGGGACAGAUUAUCUAGGAUUAAAUUUGACUUGGCAGUAAUCUAAAGCCAAGUUUUUGCAUCAUAAAUAUCAUUAUUAUUGUUGCCUAGCUUGAAGGCAUAUUA
This is a messenger RNA of Hevea brasiliensis (rubber tree), 1185 nucleotides long. RefSeq names its product CBS domain-containing protein CBSX1, chloroplastic. Lineage: Eukaryota; Viridiplantae; Streptophyta; Magnoliopsida; Malpighiales; Euphorbiaceae. The record is from RefSeq and is a predicted model, not a curated record. The transcript has 8 exons. Bases 196 to 900 code for a protein of 234 amino acids.